Messenger RNA from Vavraia culicis subsp. floridensis, 468 nucleotides. RefSeq lists its product as uncharacterized. The record is from RefSeq and is a predicted model, not a curated record. NCBI's taxonomy places the organism in Eukaryota, Fungi, Microsporidia, Pleistophoridae. The transcript has a single exon. The coding region runs from base 1 to 468 and encodes 155 amino acids.
AUGUUUUUAAUCUGCAGUUUUUUGGCUAAAUUUUGGAAUGCGCUGUCACAUGUCAAAUCACAAUUAAAUUUAAAACGAUACUCACAAUGCAUUAGAUACGGUGCCUUGCUGUGCUUGGCCCACAACAUGUGCCGGCCAGGCAUGUUUUUUACACUUAAUUUAAUUAUCACGUUGGUUACUCCUCAUUUCACCGUGCCAUACCGCUCACAGACAGAGCUCAGCCAAACGUUUACAAAUUUACAUUUGCCCAUCAAAUAUUGCCGUGAUCCUCAUCUACGGCCACGAUCACAAGCACACACAUCGUUUCAUCGCUACAAGAAGCAACAGCAUGCGCAGAUUCUGAAGGGCCUGCAGCUCAUAGAGCAAUUGCGUUUUUGUGCCGUGCUCACCAUUUUUACCACCCGGUACCAAUCAAAAACGGAUUUACAUAGAACAGUCUUCUGCGAGAGCACUUCUACGUCAAGAUGA